This is a messenger RNA of Chara braunii, 1389 nucleotides long. The record is from the annotation of a GenBank genome assembly. NCBI's taxonomy places the organism in Eukaryota, Viridiplantae, Streptophyta, Charophyceae, Charales, Characeae.
ACCUGCCGUUGCUGAUGUUGGUGACGCACGUGACGGAAGGGAGGUGUGGGCAGAACAGUGACGGUUAAUGAGGUCGGUGCGGGAGGAGUCCAUAACUCGUGGGGUGCAGCGAUUGCGUGUUGGGGAAGACGAGCACGACGGCGAGGAAGCAGUGGGGGACGCGCACGACCCCGACUGGAACGACAACGGCGCUGAAGGUGGGGAGGACGACGCAGGCUACAUUUCGUCGUCGAAGCAGGUGACCGCUAUGGGGGGGAGGGGGGGAAAGACGAAGUCGUGUGCUGGUAAUGGUCGUCGGGGCAAAAGGACGGCGGGCAGGGGCAGCGAUGCCGAAGGUGACACCGAUGGUGAAGGAGGUCGUCACUUCUGGUCCGUCGACGACAUUAUAGCCCUCAUCCGGGCUAAACGUGAUCAGGAUGCGCAUUUGCAGGGGAUGGGCCACGCGUACGCUCGGAUGAAGCCGCGAGAAUGGAAGUGGUUGGAUGCGGCGACGAGGUUGAAGAAGGUGGGCGUCGACAGAGAGGCCGAUCGGUGCGGGAAGAAGUGGGACAAUCUGAUGCAGCAGUUCAAGAAGGUUUAUCAUUUCCAAGGACUAUCCGAGAAACAAGACUUCUUCCAAUUGUCUGGGAAGGACAGGAUGUCGAAGGACUUCAACUUCAAUAUGGAUCGUGCGGUUUACGACGAGAUACUGGGGUCGACCGCGAAGAACCACACCAUAAACCCGAAGAACGUCGCGGACACUGGCGCUAAGGGUGGUGUGCGCCUGCCAUCCGCCUCCUCUGCGGAUCCUGAAUCUGUGGGCGACGGGGACGGUGGUGCAGAGCAUGACGACGACGACGACGGGUCCACGAAAGUGCGAGGCGCUGGAAGCGGAGAUCGAAGUGCAGAAAAGCACUACACAGCGUCAGACGAAGUCAGCAAGCUUAUGUGUCACGCCUUGCUGGAGAUAGCGAAGGCCAUCGGCAAACGUUAGACUUAGUGUCGCCUCUGUUGUGCUCUCUAUUCGCUUGCAUGGAAUUUCACGGACCGAAAGUGAUAGUCUUUCCGUCGUCGAUGUAGCUUAGCUUAGCCAUCGCCAUCGUGGUCGACGUGUCGUUCCCCCAAUGGCGGUGCUGGACAAGGAAUUGGGCACUGGUCCGAUUCGGUGGAUGAGUCCUUCAGUGAAAUUAGUUUUCUUUUGUAAAAAUUGUUUUAUUUUUUACAUUGUUCGGCUCGUUUGUUGUUGGAGUCGAUCGUGUGACAGGACGGAUGAUACCGUCAAAUCUGAAUUGUAAUUGGUAUCGAUGUAGUGCAGUAUGCACUUUCCUUUUUUAAAUGACGACAUCGAUUUCGUUAUCUCUCUCUCUCGUUUCUUUUUAUCUUUGCCGUAAAUGAAAUGCAGAGGUGUAA